Messenger RNA from Acanthaster planci (crown-of-thorns starfish), 5960 nucleotides. RefSeq lists its product as uncharacterized. Gene Ontology annotation, molecular function: protein binding; ligand-gated sodium channel activity. NCBI's taxonomy places the organism in Eukaryota, Metazoa, Echinodermata, Asteroidea, Valvatida, Acanthasteridae. The record is from RefSeq and is a predicted model, not a curated record. Gene Ontology annotation, cellular component: plasma membrane. Gene Ontology annotation, biological process: sodium ion transmembrane transport.
GGACAGCCAGUUCCGCUGCGUCAAUUCCGGGAGCAGCAUGGGCUUGUGCAUACCCUGGGAGAAGAAAUGCGACCGCCACUGGGACUGCUAUGAAGGAGAGGACGAAGAUGACUGUCCUUGCAAGACGUCAGAGUAUAAGUGCAAGGGACGAGGGGGCUGUAUCCCAAGGAAACAUGUUUGUGACGGGAAAAGGAACUGCUUUGAUGGGAGUGACGAAAACGAGGAGAUAUGCGGCACUUCGAUCUUUUCUCCGGGUCAAUGUCUCGAGCCUUUCUUUUUCAAAUGCUCCUCUCACGAGUGCAUCCCUCAAAUCUUUGUCUGUGACGGCAUUGCCAACUGCUUGGAUAAAUCAGACGAAAGCGAGUGUGGCUCCCCUGAUGUUUCCCGGGUGCCUCCCAAAAGCGUGUUUCCCACUUGUUCCCCUGGACAAUUCACGUGCGGAGAUAGUGUUUAUUGUAUACAAGCAGAAUGGACCUGUGAUGGAACACUGGAUUGCAGCGAUGGGUCGGAUGAAACAUGGGAUCUCUGUGGUCGGCCGGUAUGCCCACCACCGAAGCAACCCUGUGCCGAGGGAGGGGGAUGUGGCACCCUGUGUGACCUCUGGCCCGAGUGUGUUAAUGGAGUUGAUGAAACUAAUUGCACAUGUGACAUCCUGAGGAAUGACAAUGCCGACGAAGUCGUUCAAAAAGUCAUCUGCAACGGUGUUUCUUCUAGAGAUUUUUUUUAUGCCACUGAGUACCUGUACAAGGCAUCCUGUGGUAAAAAACGUGGCGAUACCGUAACCCCCUUUUAUAGUUGCAGUAGAGGAUUCGACUGCUUCCACCCUACAACUAUGCUGCCUGAGCCUUGCAAAGCAGCGUUCUCUGAGUGCUACACUGCGCCUAAUGGGUGGGAUUACAGGGGAACAAGAACCACUCCUGGCUGCCUGCCUUGGUCAGACCCAAGGGUGGCCGGGCACAACUACACGGGACUGAUCUACAGGGAGCUGGAGGGAGUGGAACAGGGCUCCACGGUAGGGCACAAUUUCUGUCGGAACCCAGGGGGCCACAGACUGGUACCCUGGUGUUUCGCAGAAAAUGAGAACGGGUCUCUAGGAUACCAAGACUGCAGUCUGACAACGCGUUCGGAGAUACCUUGUCAUGUGGAGUCAUUCAGGGUGGAACUGUCGCAAAAUGGUAGCGAUGGCCGCCCCACACAGGGGCGAGUCGAGGUAAGCUUCCGGACGGGCGCCGUCGGCACAAUUUCCGACCCGGACUGGACUAUCGACGACGCCAACGUCGUGUGUCGGCAACUGGGGUUCCCGGCCGGGGCGCUUGCGAAUGUAACGGCCGACUUUUGGCCCGCUACAGGACGCGUGCUACUGAAGGACGUGCAGUGCAUGGGCUGGGAGGAAAACCUCAUCGAUUGCUUGUACAGCUUGGCAACCGACCAGGACACCAACCAUACGUACGAUGUGGGUGUGGCUUGUAUUGACACAAAUGAAUCAUUACCAGCAGCUCCAAGGAGAGAGAGGAGAGACUUGUCUUUAGUUGCUGUCACCGAGGCCGAAGCUUGCCCGUUUUGCUCAUUGGAGCGUGAAACUCACCGGACACCUUCUGGCUGUGGUGAGGGUAGUUUCCGUUGUGGCAGUGGGGAAUGCAUCCGCUAUUGGCAGACCUGUAACAAGUUCCCCGAUUGUCUGGAUGCCAGUGAUGAAUGGCUACCAGAAUGUACAGAGGAAAUUGUGUGUGGCCAACGGAAGUUCCAGUGCAAAGAGCCAAGACGAGACGGAUCGGUCAGGUGCAUCAGCCAAAACUUCGUCUGUGACGGUUACAACGAUUGCGGUCAGGCAUCGUUGAGACGGAGCCGUGCAGUGAAGACUUCAGACGAAAUGCGAUGUCCACUUCAAAACGAGGAACCACCUAAGAACUACUACCGAUGUCGAGGCGGCGUGGAGUUUAUCCACGAGUACGACGUGUGCAACACUGUAGAAGACUGCCGUUUGGGUGAUGACGAAGCAAACUGCCCCUUGUCAGGACGACGUGAACCGUUCAAGGACGUUUUCCGUCAACCCUUAUGGUAUUUUCGGUAUCGGAAAUUGGUACCGGAGGACCACCACUACCUGUUCGAGAAUUUCCCCGCACAGUUCAGGGUGCCCCCGUUUGGCCGCGUCAAAGGCGAAGACCCGGCAGACUGGAACGGUUUCGUCACGUUCAGCGCCACGCCCGACUACAGCGACCUUGUCGACGUGCCAAAGCUUACCAAGGAUGAGGUCAGUCAGUACGGACACCAGAAGGAAGAUUUCAUCCUGCAGUGCACAUACGAACAGACAAAAUGUAACAUCAGCAAUUUCGAGACAAUUCAAGACGAUACCUAUGGCAACUGCUUCACUUUCAACGCUGACAUUGAGAAGCCGAUCACUGCAUCCAAAACAGGCGCCAGAUAUGGUCUUCAAAUGACACUCUUCCUGGAGCAGGACGAGUACAUCGGCAUUUUUGGACCAGAGGCCGGGGCUAGAGUAUCUAUCAACCCCCCACACAUCAGGCCAAGCCCAACUAAUGAUGGAAUCACGGUCAAGCCUGGAACGGUCACAUCCGUCGGUCUCAGAUACAAUUAUGUGCUUCGUCAAGGGCGACCCUAUGGAAAGUGCUUGAAGAGAAUAAGGAACACCAAAAUUAUUGCUGACGGUAGAAUCAAAGUCUCUUCAUCCGACCAUUACGACCGAGAGCUGUGUAAGAAAACGUGUAUUCAUGAGGCCAUUCUGAAAAACUGCGACUGUGUAGAUACUCUGGAACUCGACGGGCCUCGAUGCCGGCUGCUAAACGAGACUCAAGAAGUGUGCAGGCAACUUAUCUACUACCUCAAUCAGCAUAACAAUUUAAGUUGCGACUGCCCCGAACAGUGCAGUGAGGUGUAUUACACAAAAACAAGUUCGAUGUCCAAGUGGCCAUCCAAAAAAUUCACAAAACACCUGUUACGAAACAUCAAUUCAAUCAAUGAAAAGACUCGGCAAUUAAAUGAAGAAAAUGUUUUUGACAAUAUUGCCCGGCUUGAAGUGUUCUAUGAGGAGUUGAAUUACGAGAGCACCAAAGAAGUGCCAGCAUACCCGGAGAGUUCCCUGUUUGGAGACAUCGGCGGAAUUGUAGGCCUUUACAUCGGCUUCUCUCUCAUCACAGUGUGCGAAUUCAUCGCUCUCUUCCUGAAACUCAUCAAAAAGUCUUGCUGCAAUAGGGCCCUCAGGAUCUAGUGUUAAAGGAAUACAAACCACAUCCACUAGAAACAGGAAAAAUGGAUAGUGGACGUGGAGUGUCUUGAAGUACGUGAUAACAAAACAAGCAAAACACCUCGAAGAAAAGGCUUAUGUCCCAUUUUAGUUAGUGAAAUCUCAUUUAUGAAUCUGUCACUUGAACUCGUGGGUAGCAAAAUCUCAGGCCAAUAGGCCUAUGCAGAACCGAGUACAGCUUCCAGUUUGAUACAGCAGAUUCACCAUCUGUGUCAGAUCAACGUCAAAUGUCAAAUUGAGGCGCAAUGAUCCUAAUACAUGUAGUGUACAUAUUUCAGUAAUAUUGGUUUGUAAGCACAGGUUGAAGGAGUGCUUCAACAAAAUCACUGUAAUUACAGUAUACAUGGAAUAUGAAUACGUGUACACUUUUGUUACAAGAACUUCACCAAAUGCUUGGCUCCAGUUCACAAAUCAAAUACUCCCGAAAGUCCGAAAUAGGGACCAGAUAGCAAUGACUUACUGAAUUGAAAGUAAUGUUGUUGGAAUGUGUAACAAUUACUCAUCCUGUCAGAAAGGCUGUUAUGAAUUGUUUGAAUUUGCAAUAAACACUAGUUCAACCCGUCAAAACCAUUGUUUACAGACCUGCCUCAGAAAAAAUCGUGGAGUACACAUGUUUCCCACCCGUUAAGGGCCUUUCAAUUACAUUCAAAGUUUUUCUAAAAUUAAUGUAACAAUCUGGAGGUUAACAUGUGCAUGAAAAAUUGACUGAACAUUUGCACCAAGAUCUUUCAGUGUUCGAGCGUUCGUGAGUUUGAUGUUUUUUAAAGAAAUGAAUGCAUUUUUACAUUGUUAACUAAUGACACUGUUGUUGUCUAGCCAAGUCCAUCAAAGGUUCGUGAAAAUCCACAUCAGAGGUCCAUUAAAAUAAUGUCAAACACUGUUCACGUGAUCUUUAACAAAAUAAUUCUUUAUCACUUCAUUGGACGCUACUUCUGGGUGGAAAUUGGGGGAAAAACCCGUGUAGAACCUGACUGCAACGGUGAUUGACACUUUUGACUUCUACGCAUUUUUAGCAGUUAGAAUCUUGAUAAUUAACUAAUGAAAUAAUAAUUCAUGUAUUAAGUGUUUAUUUCAAACAACGUAGAAAGGGUUAGGUAUUCAGUAGUAAGGAUUUAAAUAAUCUUUGAAUGUGUUUUGGCGGUAUAUAUCUUUCUCUUCGAAACAGCACUGCCGCUCUUUAUACGAAGUGAUAUUGUCAACAACGUCAUGAAGGCAUCUGCUGGAAAUCUUGGGAAAUUGGAAGCUUUCUGCACUAACUGUUUGUCAUGCCGCAUUUUGUUGCAAACUUCAAGCCCUGACUAACGGCUGAUGAAAAUAUGGAACUGUUAGCUAAUAAAACAGUUGAAUAUAAUGAACUUUAUUUACAAAACAGUGAAUUGUGAUCCCUUUUAACCAGUUACUGUCUUUCUAUUUCUAUUUACAUUGUGAGAAAAGCCUUCCGUAAUUGUAAUUUUAUUUCACUUUUGAAUAAUUGGUGGGCCUUUUUUCAAUUUGUUGUGUUUGGUAAUUUGUCUAAACUUAAAAAUAAACAAGAUCAAGUUUUGAAAGAUAUGAUUUUCCUAUGAAGUUUAAAGUUAAUCAAAUUUGUUACCGUGAUUUUAUUUCAAGGCCUGACGCGUGUUGGCCUGCAUGCCUGAAAACGCGAAUGGAAAAAGUUAACAUUCUUUACUGAAUUGUCUCAGGGGAAGCAUUCCGCGAGAAUGGCUUGUCUGAUUAACAUACCAAUUGUGUCAAAAUGAUCGUUGGAUAUUAUUUAAAUCCCCUAUGCGGGUUCAACACCUAAAAACUGAAUUUCAAUCACUGAAUAACGAUUUUUGCAAACAAAUUAAACGUUAGGCGCACUGUCACUGAAAUCAUUUUAAACUAACAGUCGAUGCAAUCUUUGCAGUAAAGGUCCUAUACACAACAGGCAGCCUCUAACAACCUGUACAUUAAAACUCUUGUAUUUCCAUUCUAAACAUUUUCCAUGAAAAAGCAGAAAAUAUGUUCUAUCUAUAUAAAAGCCAUUUUCAUUUAGUUCAUUAAACUCUGAGUUCUAGGUUUUUAAAGUUCAAAAAUUACUGCAAAAAUACAAUACAGGGCCACACUAUUGAGGCUUUAAUUAAGCUAGUACUGAAGAAAGGAUUUCAAAAACCAAGGGCUAUUAACAUGCUUCGCUUCGUGGAGUUAAAACUUCGAAAGAUAAAGUGAGCGUUCGUAAAACUGUGUUGUUAUUUUUGGAGAAAAUAUUUUAUUAUUAGUUAUUUUUUUAAUUUUUUGUAAUUUAUUGUUGAAACUGCAAACUUUGAGCAUUUUCUAAUGGGAAAUCAGACACGCUACAACUUCCAAAUGUUGAAGAAAAUCGAAAAGCCCUUAAAAUUUGAAUAAGCAAUAGAGAAACCUUCUAAAAUGUACACAAUACAAUUUAAAAAUUUAAAAAUGUAAUGCUUCAACUCUGACUUAUACCUCCAAACGUGUCAUCGGAUACGGUAACUUUUAGACUGACGAGUUAAAUUCAUGUCAUUGUGUUGCAUCUUUGCAGUGAGCGGUAUGAACUAAAUGUACUGAUAAGAAUGACGCUAGUCAAGAUAUUAACGCCUCCACCGUUCAUCGUUGCCUUCAGAAUUUGACAUGAAUGGUUAAUACAUCAGCCACUCCAAUGUCUGCAAAUAAAAACAGGAAAAUAACUCACGAGGAAGCGUCUGUUUCACACGAGGAC